AUGGCCGUCUCGCCCCCCGUCGUAGCCGUCGCCGCCGUCGCCGCCAGCCAAGCCUCGCCCCUCAAGAACCUCGCCUCGGGUCCGACAUCCUCCCAUGGCACCCCCAAGCAGCCUGCUUCUUCGGCGGCACCCGCGCUGCCGCCUACGCUCGACCUAGCCGAGCAGAUGAAUGAGGAGGAGAAGCGAAAAUACGCCAAAGGCAAAAAACUCGGCGAGGGCACCUACGCCGUCGUCUUCCUCGGCCACCUCCGCGCGCACCCCGGCACCCUCGUGGCCAUCAAGAAGAUCAAGGUGCAAAAGGAGUACACCGAGGGCAUGGCGCCCGACGCGGUCCGCGAGCUCAAGCACCUCCAGGAGCUGCGGCACCCCAACAUCAUCUCGCUGCUCAGCGUCUUCUCGUCCAAGGACCAGAACCUCAACCUGGUGCUCGAGUACCUGCCCCUGGGCGACCUGGAGAUGCUCAUCCGCGACACGGACCGCGUGCGCUACGGCGCCGCCGACAUCAAGGCCUGGAUGGGCAUGCUCGCCCGCGCCGUGUGGUUCUGCCACGAAAACUACGUGCUGCACCGCGACAUCAAGCCCAACAACCUGCUCAUCGCGGCCGACGGCGAGGUCAAGCUGGCCGACUUUGGCCUGGCGCGCGGCUUCGCCGACCCGCACCGCAACAUGACGUCCAACGUCAUCACGCGCUGGUACCGCCCGCCCGAGCUGCUCUUCGGCGCGCGCCACUACUCGGGCGCCGUCGACGUGUGGUCCGUCGGCGCCGUCUUCGCCGAGCUGGUCCUGCGCGCGCCCUUCCUCCCGGGCAGCAACGAGCUCGACCAGAUCAAGAUGAUUUGCGAGGCCGUCGGCACCCCGGCCGAGGACAACUGGCCCGGCGUCACGCGCCUGCCCGAGUACACCGUCCCGGGGCAGUUCCCCGUCCACGGCAAGGACUGGUACGAGAUGAGGUUCGGCGCCGUGGGGCCCGACGGCGUCGACCUGCUCAUGAGGACGCUGGCCCUGGACCCGCGGCGGCGCAUCACCGCCCGGGACAUGCUGCGCCACGGCUGGUGGCACGCCGAGCCCAAGCCGACGCCCAAGCAGCACCUGCCGCGCAAGUCGGCCGAGGACAGGAUGGCCGCCGAUCUCAAGAGGCGGCCAGGCGUGGUGGAGCACGAGGGGGGCAAGGUUGCGAGGAAGUUGGACUUUGGGGGGCGGUAG
Ustilaginoidea virens is the source of this 1203-nucleotide messenger RNA. RefSeq lists its product as uncharacterized. NCBI's taxonomy places the organism in Eukaryota, Fungi, Ascomycota, Sordariomycetes, Hypocreales, Clavicipitaceae. The transcript is spliced from 2 exons. Gene Ontology annotation, biological process: protein phosphorylation; positive regulation of transcription by RNA polymerase II. Gene Ontology annotation, molecular function: RNA polymerase II CTD heptapeptide repeat kinase activity; cyclin-dependent protein serine/threonine kinase activity; ATP binding. Gene Ontology annotation, cellular component: nucleus; cytoplasm; transcription factor TFIIK complex. The record is from RefSeq and is a predicted model, not a curated record. Bases 1 to 1203 code for a protein of 400 amino acids.